CUCUGGCGGCGCCUCGGCAGCCCGCGGUCGGCCCUCGCGCCGCUCGUCGACCAGUCGGAGCUCGCCUACCGCCUGCUCUGCCGCUCCUACGGCGCCGGCAUCUGCUGGACGCCCAUGAUGGACGCGACGAGGUUCGUCGCCGACGCGGCCUACCGGCGCGCCGUCUUCGAGGCCGGCGCCGGCGCGCCGGCGGACCGGCCGCUGGUGGCGCAGUUCGCCGGCGACGACCCGGCGGCGAUCCUCGCGGCCGCGCGGCUCGUGGAACACCGCGUCGACGUCGUCGAGCUCAACUGCGGCUGCCCCCAGAAGGUCGCGAAGCGGGGCCAUUUCGGCGCGUUCCUGCUCGACGAGCCCGAGGUCAUUGUGGCCGUCGUGCGCGCGCUCAAGCGGGGGCUCGCGUGCGCCGUCAGCGCGGCCACCGUCGCGUUGGCGCGGCGCCUCGAGGCCGCGGGCGCGGACCUGCUGACGGUCCACGGCCGCACGCGGGCCAUGAAGAAGUGCGGCUUCCCCUGCGACUUCGCGGCGAUCGCCGCCGUGAAGCGCGCGGUCCGCGUGCCCGUCGUCGCGAACGGCGGCGUCGAGCGCCACGCGGACUUUGCGCGCGCGCGCGAGCUCACGGGCUGCGACUGCGUCAUGUCCGGCGAGCUCGCGCUCGCGCACCCCCGGGCCUUC
Molecule: messenger RNA, 672 nt
Organism: Aureococcus anophagefferens
Lineage: Eukaryota; Pelagophyceae; Pelagomonadales; Pelagomonadaceae
Exons: 1
Molecular function (GO): tRNA dihydrouridine synthase activity
Source: RefSeq, a predicted model, not a curated record